Molecule: messenger RNA, 444 nt
Organism: Aureobasidium pullulans EXF-150
Lineage: Eukaryota; Fungi; Ascomycota; Dothideomycetes; Dothideales; Saccotheciaceae
Exons: 3
Coding region: 1-444 (147 amino acids)
Cellular component (GO): membrane
Source: RefSeq, a predicted model, not a curated record
AUGGUGAACUUUGUCCUUCCUAUUCGUAUCGCACAAGUCAUUCUCGCCCUGCUUGUGCUCGGUACAGCUGGAUAUGUCGCCCACUCGUACUCCAGCUCACCCUCCGAGAUCAACUUCCUAGUAUUUACUGCAGUCUGGACGCUACUCGCCCUGAUCUAUCUCACCCUCACAUCAUGGAAGUUCGAACGCUUUGCUCAUCCCUGGAUCCUCUGUGGUGUCGAGAGCUUGACAAUGCUCUUCUGGUUCGCCGGAUUCAUUGCCGCAGCAGUCUUCCUCAGCGACCUCAUUACUUGUGCCGGAAAGGCUUGCAGUUCCGCUAAGGCCGCGACCGUCUUUGCCGCCUUCGAGUGGGUAUUGUUUGCCGUUACAACAGCCUUGGCCGUCAUGGCUGUGUUAGGCAGAGGUCGUGCCACCAAGGCAGGCCCAAACACCAUGGGAGCCUAG